Zingiber officinale is the source of this 525-nucleotide messenger RNA. RefSeq names its product RING-H2 finger protein ATL70-like. The record is from RefSeq and is a predicted model, not a curated record. NCBI's taxonomy places the organism in Eukaryota, Viridiplantae, Streptophyta, Magnoliopsida, Zingiberales, Zingiberaceae. The transcript has a single exon. Bases 1 to 525 code for a protein of 174 amino acids.
AUGCCCACAGAUGCUGAGCAACAGCAUAAGGACCAGAUCACGACCAUCUCCAUCUUCAUUGGCAUUGGCAUUGGCAUUCUUCUCUUGGUCGCUGUCUGCAUCAUCUGCAGCAAGCACCACCACCGCAUCGCCAUCCCACUCGUCAUCCCCCACCGGAAUCACCAGCACCAUCACGGUACACCACUACCUUCGCAUGCUGGACUCAGCAAGGUAGAGAUCGCCCUCAUCCCCACCUUCACCUACAAAAGCCCCACCACUGCCAUGAAUUCCUUAGGCUCACCGGCAGUGGUUCCGAACUGUGCAGUGUGUCUGAGCCCUGUGGCGGAGGGGGAGAUGGUGAGGCAGUUGCUUGUCUGCAACCAUUUGUUUCAUGUUGAGUGUGUGGAUUUGUGGUUGUUCUCAAACCCCACGUGCCCGCUUUGCCGAACGAAUGCUAAAGCACCGGCGGCGGAUCUGCCAGAGAAGGCAGAGGAUACAUUGCCUUCGCCGGUGCUCAUCCAGAAUUCACCAAGUUUAGCUGUUUGA